Messenger RNA from Actinia tenebrosa (Australian red waratah sea anemone), 1395 nucleotides. RefSeq lists its product as uncharacterized. The record is from RefSeq and is a predicted model, not a curated record. Lineage: Eukaryota; Metazoa; Cnidaria; Anthozoa; Actiniaria; Actiniidae.
GCUGCUUCGAGAAUCACUUYAAGUCAUUGAUAGUCAAGCUAGGGUUAUAGUAACUGCUACUGCUGCUGCUGCYRCUGCUAAUAUGGCAGUGUACAUGUUGGGCCAUUUUUCUCUUCUAGUUCUUUUAUCUAGUGUCUUUGUUCAAAUUCAUGCGAAUGGAAAACCCCAAAACAAUCGAAUUCUAACUGUGGAAAGAUUUGUGAGUGACGAGCCGUUAAUUGACGAUGGUAGUGGGGAAUGUUCUGAUUGUGUUUGCGUUAACGGUACAAAUGGAAAGGACGGUAAAGAUGGAAAAGAUGGACAGAGUAUCGUAGGCCCUAUGGGACCUCCGGGAUCACCCGGGUUAAACGGUGCACCCGGUGUCGAUGGACGAAAUGGAACAGAUGGAAAACAAGGAGCCCGAGGAGAAAAGGGUGACCAAGGAAUACCAGGACCUCAAGGACCGCGUGGACCGCCAGGAGUCUGUGACCAACAUCUACUUGAUACAAUUACCCAAGAUAUUGCGAGCCUUAAAGAUCAGGUUCGUCUCGCUCAAGAAACAAUAGACAAAAAGUACAAUACUCUCAACAACAAGAUUACUGCGAAUGAAAAAGUGGUUACUACUUUGAUAAAUGAAWUAAAUCAAGUAAAACUGAGGGCUAAUCAAGACUUCUUCGAGCUGUCAACCGCCAUCAAGAUCGUCAAUGACAGUCGAAUCCCUGGGCCUCCGGGACCCCAAGGAGAACAAGGACCACGUGGCAGCCAGGGGUCUAAAGGUGAAAUGGGCCCUCAAGGUCCGCAGGGACAACGAGGACCAAAAGGACGAAAAGGRAACAGAGGACCAAGAGGACCACAGGGAGAAAGUGGAAUAAGUGCCUUAAGGGGAUGCAAGCAUCGUGAAACUAAAAGCAUGGGAAAUACAGGAAAAGUUGAUGUGAUCGGGAUCCCAGAACCAAGCCCUGGUCACGUGUUAGUGGGCGUCACAUGUUCAUCAGAAGGCAGAACGAUUAACAAGCUAGUCCCAAUGGCAACAUCCCCAUAUACAUGUGAAUGUACUCGAUACAAUGAUAAUAGCUUGAGUGAAGGCAAUUUCGGCGAUGAUGAUGAUGAUGAUGAUGAUGAUGAUGACAAAAGGUCAUCACUUGGUACAAAGAGAAUACGUUGGGGCACCCGCAAACGAUUCUUCUCUCGGCGACGCUAUCAUAGACCGCCCAGUAAGAUAUAUUGUAUAAUACAUUACUGGGAGUGCCCGACUAACUAGACCMAGUUGUUUGUAUCUAUGACAACAGGCCCCAGUAUAUCACGUGAUUAAUAUUAGCAUUCACAAUAAUCACGUGGUUACCAGCAGUCAUUACGAAUAAUAUAUCCCGCAUAUCGAUAUUUGUAACGUUUCGAUUAAACAAAUGCUAGAUUUCA